Lytechinus variegatus (green sea urchin) is the source of this 1156-nucleotide messenger RNA. RefSeq names its product protein lifeguard 4-like (gene tmbim4). The record is from RefSeq and is a predicted model, not a curated record. Gene Ontology annotation, biological process: negative regulation of apoptotic process. The coding region runs from base 183 to 899 and encodes 238 amino acids. Lineage: Eukaryota; Metazoa; Echinodermata; Echinoidea; Temnopleuroida; Toxopneustidae. Gene Ontology annotation, cellular component: membrane. The transcript has 6 exons.
UUUGCGAUAUGUACGAAUGACGUCAUCUUGUGAGCUCUCAAUCGACUCCGAAGUAGUUCUAGAAGUGCCAGCCACAUUUAAAGUGCUAAUAAAGUCAGAGGUCUAACUUAGAAAACUGUCUAGGCGGCGAAAGGAGCAGAUUUGGUUUCCUGUUACUGUCUGAUCCAAGGAAGCAAGUCAAAAUGUCCACCAAAAUCCCAAUAGAAGGGGACUCUGUCCUAGAAGAUUUCUACCAUAGCACUAGUGUAAUGUCUGCUCAUAUUGACAUAAGAAUGAAUUUCCUGAGGAAGGUGUUUGGUAUAUUGUCUGCACAGCUUUUGAUGACUGCUGUGGUGUCAGGAAUCUUCAUGUACUUUGAAGGAGUCAAGAAUUACAUACAAGAAAGUCCUGGUAUGCUGAUGAUUGCCUUUGUAUUGUCUUUCAUCUUCUUGGUUGCACUCAUGGUGAAGAGCAGGGAGUACCCAGCAAAUAUGAUUCUGCUUGCUUGCUUUACCCUGGUAGAAGCAUAUUCAGUAGGUACAGUUGUAACAUUCUAUGACAAGUCUGUAGUGAUUGAAGCUCUUGUCUUGACAUUAGCUGUAUCAUUCAGUCUGUUGGUCUUUACUGUUCAGAGCAGGAAAGACUUUAGUACAUGGGGUGCAGGUUUGUAUGCAGGUUUGAUGAUUUUGAUUGUUGGUGGUCUCCUUCAACUCUUUAUUCCUCAUUCUGACAUGCUGGAGCUAGUCAUCGCCAUUGGUGGUGCCAUCAUCUUCAGUCUCUUCCUCAUCUAUGACAUUCAUCUUAUUAUGCAUAAGCUCUCACCAGAGGAAUACAUCAUGGCUUCUAUCAACCUUUACUUAGACCUUAUCAACCUGUUCCUUUAUAUCCUUCGCAUUCUCAACCAAGCCAACAAGAAGUGAACAAUUAUAGACUGUAUUUAUCUCUCCUAGAAUUCACAUUCAUUGCACAAUGAACCAGGCAACAAGUAUAAUCACAGCUUUCAUUAUGGUUUAUUCACUUAUAAUACACUAUCUUAAUUUAUUUCAAGAAACAAUAUCUCAUACUUAGAUAUUAUACCAGGAGUUUAUGAGGAACUGUAUAUUACAUGUACAAGGACAUUAAGGAAAACAAAUGGGUAUAAUAUCUGAGUGAAAUAUUUAAGUCAGUUUACUGAUUA